AUGAUGGAUGUGGAGAGAUCCUCGUUGUGCAAUUGCGUGGUGAAUUUCUUGCUGGAGGAGAAUUACGUGCUGACGGCGUUCGAAUUGCUCCACGAGCUGCUCGACGACGGCAGGGAUCACCACGCCAUUCGGCUCAAGGAGUUCUUCUCCAAUCCUUCCAACUUCCCUCCCGAUCAGAUCUCCCGCCUCAACUCUCUCCGAGUUGCAGACCCGCAGAGUUUGCUAGAGGAGAAAGAAGCAACGCAAGAAAAAUUGGCCCUCAGUGAAUACGAGCUGCGGUUGGCACAAGAGGACAUUUCGAAAUUGAAGUCUGAGUUACAGAAGAGAGUGGAGUUAUCUCCAACUCAUUUGACUGAGUCGACGCCUGAUGCCGCUGGGAGUCCAGGAUCAGAUCUUCUAAAAAGAAAAAAGGAUGGUUCUUCCUUUGACUUGGGUCCUCUGAACAAUAAUGAGCGUAGAGAUCUUAAUUGUGCUGUACAGGAAUAUCUACGACUGGCUGGAUACCGUCUUACUGCUAUGACAUUUUACGAAGAAGUUACAGAUCAGAAUUUAGAUGUUUGGCAGAACACUCCUGCUAGUGUGCCAGAUGCCUUGCGGCAUUACUACUACCAGUACCUUUCAUCCACAUCAGAGGCAGCUAAGGAAAAAGUUGCCAUGAUUCGAGAAAAUGAAUCUUUGCUGAAAUCAAGUGAGAUAUUGAAUGAAGAAAAGGGGAGGCUUCUUAAAAACAAGGAGUUGGCAGAUAAUCAAAUAAGUGGUUUGACCAAGUCACUAGAAACCUUUCAAAAGGAUGUCAAAGACAAGGAGAACCAGAUAAAACGGUUGAAGCAGUCACUGGAGCACCAAAGAAAGGAACUCAAUGACUGCAGGUCAGAAAUCACUUCAUUGAAGAUGCAUAUCGAGGGAUAUCGUUCCGGUAGGAAUGUGAUGGCUGGUGAUACUGACACUGCUGAAACCCAGUCAAUUGAAAAGUACAAGGAAGAAAUAAAGAUUUUGCAUCUAGAAAUAGAGAAGUUGAAAGCUAAAAGUACCACUUCUCCCGAGUCUGUGGAGAGAACCGACUCUGGAAAAGAGUCUGUGCAACCUGAAGAGAAAGUUGUUGAAAUUGAUGAAGAGACACCUCUAAUCUCUCAUCCAACUGAUGCUGAAAGUGUUAAGCAAGAUGUUCCUCCGCUUGUUGGAGAUAUGACUAAGCCUGAGGGAUUUGGAUUUCCACAAGAUAGUACAGGAAGUUUUACCGACAAAGUUAACACUAUUGACGAAAGUCCAAGAGUCUCAGAACAAAAUGGCGACGUGCCAUCACCAGCUCCUGGUAUUUCUGUGAAAUCAGACAACCUAGGUUGUGAUGGGUCGUUAGAGAAUACGGGUUCAGAGACUAUUCAAAUCCUUGCUGAUGCCUUACCCAAGAUUGUUCCCUAUGUUCUAAUAAAUCAUCGAGAGGAGCUCCUGCCUCUUAUGAUGUGUGCAAUCGAACGUCAUCCUGACGGCAGUACUAGGGAUUCAUUAACACAUACAUUAUUUAAUUUGAUUAAACGUCCGGAUGAGCAGCAGAGACAGAUCAUAAUGGAUGCUUGUAUUAGUCUGGCUAAGAAUGUUGGCCAGAUGAGAACAGAAACAGAGUUACUUCCUCAGUGCUGGGAACAAAUAAAUCACAUGUAUGAGGAGCGCAGACUGCUUGUUGCUCAAUCUUGUGGACAGAUUGCAGAAUUUGUGAGGCCUGAGAUCCGGGAUUCUUUAAUUCUUUCUAUUGUGCAGCAACUAAUUGAGGAUGCUGCAAGUGUUGUUCGAGAUGCUGCUGCUCAUAAUUUGGCUUUGCUGCUUCCACUAUUUCCAAACGCGGACAAAUAUUUCAAGGUUGAAGAGUUGGUGUUCCAGCUGGUUUGUGAUCCCUCUGGGGUGGUGGUUGAAACUACACUCAGGGAGCUGGUUCCUGCAGUAAUAAAAUGGGGAAACAAUUUAGAACAUGUUUUGAAAGUUUUGCUGUCUCAUGCCUUAAGCUGUGCUCAGCGUUGCCCUCCUAUUUCUGGUGUUGAAGGCUCACUGGAGUCGCAUCUACGGGUCUUAGGAGAACGUGAACGCUGGAAUCUUGAUGUUCUAUUGAGAAUGCUAAUUGAGUUACUUCCACUAAUCCGUCAAAAGGCCACUGACACUUGUCCUUUUCCUCCUGUUUUGGAGUCAAAUGACAACACCUUUUCUGAUGCCUUGCUAGACCUGUAUGCAGGUAGGGGGCAUGUGGAAUGGCCUGCGUUUGAAUGGAUGCAUGUGGACUGCUUUUCUCACCUGAUAAACCUGUCGUGCAUGUUACAUCGGAAGGAGGACAAUCUGAGAAACAGAAUUACAAAGUUCUUAUUAGCUGUUGGACAAAGUUAUGGGGAUUCGUAUCGUGUUCAUAUAAUGCUGCCUGUAUUCUUGGUAGCCGUCGGUGAUGAUGCUGACUUUACCUUUUUCCCUUCAGCUAUACAUUCGAGAAUCAAAGGUUUGAGGCCUAAAAGUGUUGUUGCUACAAGACUGGCUACAACGUGUGUUCUACCACUUCUCUUGGCAGGCAUUUUAGGUUCUCCCAGUAAACGUGAUCAGCUAGAAGACUACUUGAGAAAGCUGUUAGUUGAUAACUACCUGAAUGAGAAUCAAUCAACUAGGCGCUACGCUGAUGUCAUUGAUGCUGUUCGGUUUCUGUGUACUUUUGAACAGCACCACGGCAUGAUAUUCAACAUCUUGUGGGAAAUGGUUGUUAGCUCAAGUGUGGAUAUGAAAAUCAACGCUGCCAAUCUGUUAAAAGUUAUCGUGCCAUACGUCGAUACAAAGGUUGCUUCAACCCACGUGGUACCUGCCCUGGUAACUCUAGGGUCCGACCCGAAUCUGAAAGUGAAGUAUGUCAGCAUAGAAUCAUUUGGAGCUGUGGCACAACAUUUCAAGAACGAUGUGAUUGUUGAUAAGAUACGAGUUCAAAUGGAUGCCUUUCUGGAUGACGGAUCACAUGAAGCAACAAUAGCUGUUGUCCGAGCAUUAUCAGUAGCCGUGCCACAUACAACUGAGCGUCUUAGAGAUUAUAUCCUCAAAUUUCAGAAUCGCCAUUACUUGCAUCAAUUUGUGUUCUGUACAGAUUACCACUGUGACAUUACUCGUCGCGGGGAGAGGGCUAAUGCAUUCUGUGAAGCAAUUCGUGCCCUGGAUGCCACAGAUCUCUCGGUUAACAGUGUGCGUGAAUACCUGCUGCCAGCGAUACAAAACAUGCUAAAGGAUCCAGAAGCCCUAGACCCAGCUCACAAGGAAGCCCUUGAGAUAAUAAUGAAGGAAAGAUCAGGUGGGACCUUGGACACCAUAAGCAAGGUGAUGGGAGCUCAUCUAGGGACUGGGAUAGCAUCAUCGGUUACCAGUUUCUUCGGAGAAAGCGGGCUGUUGGGGAAGAAAGAAACUGCAGAAUCAUCUCCACAACAGUCGGCGCCUCCAUCUCCCAAUGCUGCUGCAACGCUUCCUCCCCAACCAGCAGAAGAUACAAGAUUCAUGCGAAUCAUGAGGGGUAACUUCACCGACAUGCUGAGGGGUAAAGGGAAGAACCCAGAUGAAGCACCACAUUAG
Molecule: messenger RNA, 3579 nt
Organism: Linum trigynum
Lineage: Eukaryota; Viridiplantae; Streptophyta; Magnoliopsida; Malpighiales; Linaceae
Source: the annotation of a GenBank genome assembly